Molecule: messenger RNA, 1914 nt
Organism: Cynoglossus semilaevis (tongue sole)
Lineage: Eukaryota; Metazoa; Chordata; Actinopteri; Pleuronectiformes; Cynoglossidae
Gene: mrps31
Product: mitochondrial ribosomal protein S31
Exons: 7
Coding region: 195-1577 (460 amino acids)
Cellular component (GO): mitochondrial small ribosomal subunit
Molecular function (GO): structural constituent of ribosome
Source: RefSeq, a predicted model, not a curated record
UAUAAACAUUAUUAAAAAUAAUUUCUUGAACGCAUAUGUGAUAUAAUUUAAAUAGAUCAAUAUGGUGAAGUAAGACUUAAAUUUAAACAACAUACAACGGAACCAAGGUUAGCAUCGUAAGAACUGGGGUCACUUAACUGUGUAGCACCAAAGACAAAUGUCCGGAACGUGGAAGGACACUGAAAGAAGCCGAAAUGAAUAGAUUUGUAUUUCGAGCUGUUCAAUCAGCGAAUGCUUCGCUAUUUAAAUGUGACCGAGGUGUCGUUUUUAGGUUUCCAAAUGGAGGUGGAGUCCAAACUCUCAGCACAAGUUCUGCUUGGUUUUGUGAAAAUAAAGACAACAAUGGCACCUUAAGUAACAAGGUCGGGAAAAGUUCAAACGUCGAGUCUGACUCAACCCAAAGUUCCACCGUAGCUGAACAAAAACCUCAGGAGGAUGGAAUCACCGUAACAACGGCUGAACAGAACAAGGACACAGAGAUCCUGAAGAGCGAUGGAGAGGACACCAGACCUGAUCAGAACCAAGUCCAACGUGACGUGUCGGUGCCGCAAAAAGUACACACAAAAACACCCAAGAGUGGAAAGGAGGGUCUGUUGGAACUUCUUAGUUCCAUUAAGGUGGACAUCACCACCAAGAGGAAACCAAGACAUUCAACAAGGCCAAACAGUGAAAAGCCCAGCACCAAACCCAAGCCAGUCCAUUUGGAGAGCAUUUCCAAGAUGUACCGGAACGCCGUAGUAGACGCCUCAACACAGAGUGAAACUCUGGAUCCAAAAGUAGUUUCCGCUGCGUCUGCUGCUGCUGCCACUCUACCAAACAGCAAUCAGGCCCUGAACGAGCUGCUGAAGCAGUUGAAGGAGAAUGAGCUGGUCACUGAGGGGCAGAAGAGAGGGAACGUCAACAACCUGAGGUACGUGGACACGCAAUGUGCACAUGUACAUAUUAGUGGUGUAAGAAAAUAUCCAUAUACUGUAAUAACACAACAUCUCCUCUGUUCGUCGAGGAAAAUAGGGACAGACCCCAAGCGUCAGAACACGAGGACGGUUGAGCAGAUCCAUCAUGACGAAGGCGUUCCUGGAUACGCACAGACAGGAGUCAGACCUGAACAGGACGCUCCUAAACACAGGGGACUUUUUCGUUCUAAAAGACUGAACCUGUUCCAGUCAGUCCCCGACCACCGCAGCAGCGUCGCAACAGUCGCCCCGCCAACCUUAUGGGACAUAGACUUUGUGCAGGAGUUGGCUACAUGUGUGGACCACAUGCCUCGCAAUGGGCUCCAGGAAAUGAUCGACUGGACGAAGGACGGUCGGAUGUGGCGGUAUCCCAUCGACAAUGAAGCAGGUCUGGAGGAGGAAGCCAACGUCCCCUUCCACGAGCACAUCUUCUUAGACAAACACCUGGAGAAGGGCUUCCCUCGGCAGGGACCAGUGCGACACUUCAUGGAGCUGGUCGUGGUCGGACUUUCCAAAAACCCUUUCCUGACUGUCCAACAGAAGAAGGACCACAUCGACUGGUUCAGAGACUACUUCCAGCAGAAAAAGGACGUCCUGAAGGAGGCGGACGUUUUCCUUCAGUGAUGAGGGGACACAUUUCUUAAAAUAGAUUCACACGUUUGUUCUUGUCCUGUACUCCUUUGAUGGUCUGUCGCCCCCUACUGGACCCAAAUUUCACCAAGCAACACCCUGACUACUGGGACAAGAAAAGAACAGUGUCACUGAGGACAAGUGACGAACACAGCGCAUACACUUUGAAGUAGACCGGAGUAAAACCUGGUACACAGGUGUAUUUAUUUUAGGAUUUUAGGAAAUUCUGUCAAAGUGUUUCAUCAGUUCCUUCAGGUGUCACUAAUGUAAAAAACAGGCAGUGAUGAUGCUGAAAUAAAGGAUGUAAAAAUAAAAUAAACAAUCUCUGAAA